UGCUGUCUUUCAGACAGACUGUUUUUGCUGCAGUGAACGGUAGCCUUAGAGAGAGCGGGGAAAAGCUAGAAAAACAAGAAGCCGAAGAAGGAAGGAAAAAGUCAAUAUAGACAGAUCCAGAGAGACAUCAGAGCAAGCGCCAGUUUUCCUGCAUUACAGGGACUUCGAGAACCAACGGCGACAAAUAGCCUAUCCGUUCCCGUUCUGGAAUCCAGAGGCAGGCCUAUAUCGGUAACACUCCGGUGCUCCUCUCCCCUGCCCUCGCAGGUAACAUUCGGGUGCGCCUCUCCCCUGCCUAACCCUCGUGAGGAUUCGGUGAGAAGAACAAAGGGAUCUGUGCAUCCAACCAAACAUGGCAUUCCCUUCUUACCUGGUCCCAAGUCUAUGGACUCUGAGUUUAUUGACACUACUGGCAGCCUCUGUUCAGAGCAACUUCGUCUUUGACGAUGACCCCUUGCAGCCAGUGACCCAGGACGAGACGGUGUCUGUGGGUGGCACGGUGACCCUGACCUGCCGGGUGGCGGCGAGUGACAACUCCUCCCUGCAGUGGUCCAACACGGCCCAGCAGACCCUGUACUUUGGAGAGAAGAGAGCUCUGAGAGAUAACCGUAUCCAGCUCCACCGGUCUACAGGCACAGAGCUGUCCAUCACCAUCGGAGACGUGCAGCUGUCAGACGAAGGAGAAUACACCUGCUCUAUCUUCACAAUGCCUGUCCGCACUGCCCGCGCCACCGUCACCGUGCUAGGGGUCCCUGGUAAGCCCCAGAUCUCUGGCUAUGAAGACACCGUCCAGGAGGGGGGUAAGGUCACCCUCACCUGCACCAGCUCCGGGAGCAAGCCCCCCGCCAAACUACGCUGGUACAGGGACCAGGAGGAACUCACAGGCCGUCCUGACGUGGUGGAGACUAAUCCAGGUGAAGCCACCUACACAGUGAUCAGUGAGCUGAGUCUGACCGUGGGCCGUAAUGACGACAACACCCUGAUAGCCUGUGCUGUGGACCACCCUUCUCUGACCCAGGGCGACAAGAGGACCGAACAGCCCAUCAGAGUCCUGUUCACCCCAGACGUCACUAUCCAGCCUGAGAGUGAUCUGCCCAGAGAGGGAGAGAAGUUCAUUAUGCAAUGCAUGGGCAAUGGAAACCCUAAGCCCACCUCGUACGUGUGGCAGAAGAAGGACGGAGAGCUCCCUCCGCUGGCCAAGGUGGACGGUAGUUUCCUGCGCUUUGAGAUGCUCAACAAAUCGGACAACGGCGUGUACCUCUGUCAGGCUGACAACGGCAUCGGGAAGAUGCAGGGAGAAUACACGCUGCUGGUGCAAGACCUGACAGAUGAUUCAAACAACCUCUUCCCUACCUCUUUCUAUCUACCCUCCUCUUCUCCAACCUCUGACUCCCCCACUCCCUCCCUCUCUCCUGAUUCUUUCUCUCCUAUGUCAACACCGUCUGGGUCUGCCUCCGCGUCCCUACCUGCCAGCUCUCCUCACACUAUUUUCUCCUUCUCUAUCCCUUACCCAUCUGACCUCACUAUCGCCCCUUCUUCCUCUUCUUCAUCCCUCUCUAGCUCUUCUCCCUCUCCGUCUCCUCCUGCUGUCAAUGUUCUAUCUAUCUCUCUUUCUCUCACUCCCUCUCCUCCUUCUGUCAAUGUUCUAUCUACCUCUCUUUCCAACUCUCUCUUCCCUGACCUUUCCAUGUCUCCCGAUCCCCAUCCUCCCUCCUCCUCCUCCGACUCCUCCGCCCCCUCUUCUUCCCCUCCUCCUCCCUCCGUCGCUCCUCCCUCCUCCGACUCCCUCACUCCCUCCUCAGUUACCAUACGGCUGAAUGGAGUUUACAGUUUCACAGAUGGCCCAGACAACAUUGCAGACCCCACUGCCAUGUCGACCUCUUCAGGAGUGGACCAUGCUGUGAUUGGAGGAGUGGUGGCAGUCAUUGUCUUUAUCCUGAUCUGUCUGCUCAUGGUGCUGGGCAGAUACCUCAUCAGACACAAAGGGACAUAUCUUACCCACGAGGCCAAGGGCUGCGACGACGCUCCCGAUGCCGACACUGCUAUCAUCAACGCCGAGGGCGGCCAUUCUGGAGCUGAGGACAAGAAGGAGUACUUCAUCUAGGGAGGGGUCGGGGAUGGGUCGGGGAGGGGGAAGAUGAGCGCCUCCAUUUGUCUUCACAAGCUUCCGUUCUUCACAUCAGCCAGAGGGGGAGGAGUAGCAGACACACAGACAGACACAGACAGACACAGACACAGACAGACACAGACAGACACAGACAGA
This is a messenger RNA of Coregonus clupeaformis (lake whitefish), 2263 nucleotides long. Its product is annotated as cell adhesion molecule 3-like. The transcript is spliced from 12 exons. Gene Ontology annotation, biological process: homophilic cell-cell adhesion. Gene Ontology annotation, cellular component: presynaptic membrane. Bases 353 to 2104 code for a protein of 583 amino acids. The record is from RefSeq and is a predicted model, not a curated record. NCBI's taxonomy places the organism in Eukaryota, Metazoa, Chordata, Actinopteri, Salmoniformes, Salmonidae.